GAGACGAGCAGCAGCUGCAGCACUCUCCAUAUGAUCCUUCAGUCUCUUUACACUUCUGCUGCAGGAUGAAGAGCAUGACUUUAAUUCUUCUCAUCUCACUGUGCAUGUCUAUGGGGCGAUCUGACUUUGCGCCGUGUUUCUAUGAUAAUGGAGCUGGAAGCAGCAACGGAAACAUGGCUUUAUUCAGCAUCUCUGAAGACACAGCUGUUGGGACUCAUGUUUACACACUGAACGGCUCUGACCCCGAAGACGAGCCGGUGACCUACGACAUGACCUUUGAUAAGGGCUCCAAAGAGUACUUCAGCGUCGAGCCCAAAUCAGGGAACGUGACUCUCAUCCAAACACUGGACAGAGAGGUUCAGGAUGAGAUCGUUGCAUUUGUGACCAUCACAGAUGGGAGAAAUAAGGUUGUAGAAAAUGUUCGAGUGUUCAUCACAGAUGCUAACGAUGAAAAGCCUGAGUUUCUGGAUCUGCCGCUCAUAGUGGACGUCCCCGAGGACACAGCUUCAGGCAGCAGCAUCUACAGAGUCCAGGCCGUCGACAGAGACCUCGGGUCCGGAGGAAGUGUUACCUACUCCCUGCAGUCGACGCCCAGCACUAAGUUCACCAUCGACGGUCACAGUGGAGCUCUGCGCAUCAGAUCCGGAGAAUCGCUGGACUACGAGGUCUCCAGGACUCAUUUUGUCACUGUGGUUGCAAAGGAUGGCGGGGGUAAAUAUCAUGGAAAAUACCAGGUCAUGACCUCCACAGCCAUCAUAACCAUCAAUGUCCUCGAUACUCAGGAUUCUCCUCCAGUGUUUGUUGCUACUCCGUAUUUUGGAUUUGUGUAUGAAGUCUCUGUACCAGGCUCAGAGAUAUUCACUGUUUCUGCCAAAGACGGCGACCAGAACAACCCCAACACCAUGCAUUACUCCAUUCUGAGCGGCAGCGACGGCUUCUUCAGCAUCAACAGCACCAGCGGCUGUAUCAGCUUGACAUCUUUCCCUGUACAGCUGAGGAACGAGUUAUACGAGUUACAAGUCAAGGCUGCAGAGGUUGGAGCCGACAGGUUUUCUGACUACAGUGUGACCACAGUCACUGUUCGUGUGGUGGACCUCAACAACCAUCCGCCCACUUUCUACGACGAGAACGGCCCGCAGAACCGCUUCGAGCUGAGCAUGUACGAGCAUCCGCCGGAAGGAGAGAUACUCCGCGGCCUGAAGAUCACGGUCAACGACUCGGACCAGAAUACCAUAUUAUUACCAUGUAACAUAGUAUUUCAUAAUUCAUCCACAGUAAUUUUUCAUCCAUGUACUCAUGAUUUAAUAGUAUAUCACUGUGGUUUAUGUGAAGAAAAUGAAAGUUCAUUAUGUGCUAAUUAUUUACACUUGUUGUGUGUUUUUCAGAAUGGGCUCAAAGGGCCCAUGGCUGCUUUUCUAAUGCAGAGCCGAGACAAUCCAAUGAAAGCUCUUGGCCUGGCCGUCAUCAUCAUUACUGUGAUGGUUUUGGUGACAGUUAUGAUCUCCACCAUCAUGUACUUUCGCAACACAAAGUCCAACAGGAUCACGCCAGCGCGCCGCAUCAUUCGCAGGAGGCCCAAAGAGCCGCGCCGCUGGAUCUUCAGGCCGUGGUUUGGACGGAGCGACCUGAGCUUUGGAAAGUUCUUCACUGAUGAUGAGACGAGGGACAACACAAACCACAGCAGCCCCAGAGCCAAGCCGCCGGCCCCCAGCGCUCCGGUGCUCCCUCCUCCGCCUCCGAGCGAGCGGCUGCGGUCAGUGCCCACGGUGUCCGGCUCCCUGGCCUCCAGAAACACCAGCCGCAGCUCCAGCUGGAGGACCAGCAAAAGCACAGACGGCGCCCAGAGAUCUGCCCAAAACAAAGACGGCAGUGGCAUCAGCUCCGCUCUAGUGUCUGAGCUUAAAAUGAGAAUAGAACAGAAAAUCAAUGAGGCAAAUCAAGGCUACUAUUACUGACACACUGACCGGUGUGAGUAACGGAUACGAUGCGUGUUUGAUGGACCGCUGGACGCUUGAUGUUACGAACAGCUCACUGAGAAGAAUGUUUAUUUUUUUGUGAAAGUGUUUUUAAAGUGGCCGUCUGGUUUACCCUUAAGUGUUUCUGUUUUUCAACAUGCUGUACAGUCAUUUAAGAUCUAAGAUUUCUAUAGAUUAUUUGUGUGUAUUGCAUGUACUGACUGUAUUUCUUCAGCUUUUGCCUUGAGGAUCUUUGGUAAAAGUCUGCAGACUGUAUGAACAUCGGACUCUCAUUUGUAGUUACUGCUGUCAAACCUUUUUUUUUAUUAUUGUUUUAUAAAGAGUUUUUCACUGAUAUUUUGAACGUUUUUUUUAAUUUUCCUGUACAUUUUCUGAGAAAGAGCAGAUGAACGUCCAUGUGCUAUUUGCUGUAGGGCAUAUCUGAAUGUCAAAUGUGUUUAUCAUGAAUCAUCAUAUCAAGUCUGUGCUAUAACUGAAUUUAGAAAUAAAACAU
Messenger RNA from Sinocyclocheilus rhinocerous, 2469 nucleotides. Its product is annotated as cadherin-related family member 1-like. Gene Ontology annotation, molecular function: calcium ion binding. The transcript has 13 exons. The record is from RefSeq and is a predicted model, not a curated record. Bases 66 to 1955 code for a protein of 629 amino acids. Gene Ontology annotation, biological process: homophilic cell-cell adhesion. Lineage: Eukaryota; Metazoa; Chordata; Actinopteri; Cypriniformes; Cyprinidae. Gene Ontology annotation, cellular component: cell-cell junction; membrane.